Molecule: messenger RNA, 2673 nt
Organism: Brenthis ino (lesser marbled fritillary)
Lineage: Eukaryota; Metazoa; Arthropoda; Insecta; Lepidoptera; Nymphalidae
Source: the annotation of a GenBank genome assembly
AUGCAAGCCGUAGCAAUACUGAUCACCGCCGCGUGCGCCGCUGUUUCUGCACAAAUUGCGUGGACGCCAAUCUUCCUUGAUGGAAGUAGUCAGGUUGAUUUAUGGACGCAGUCGUCAUCUGGCUGCGCCUGUCCAAGCGGGGAAGGGCAGGACUGUGCGUGCUGCGUCCGUGAUGGAGCUUGUCCGUGUGAGGACAUUGCACCUACACGCUGUGCACAAUGCGGGCUAGAAAAAUAUUGUUCAAAUAUGUGCAACAUUACUAUCGACUCGCGCGUGCUUAAGAAUAAAUCUGGCAAAACUUUUGGUCAAAUCAAGUCUCCAUCUUUUGAGGGGCCUGGAACCUGCUCAUACAUUUUACAACCAGACGCUGGACAACGAGUGGAAAUACAACUCUACAGGCUGGUGUCAGUUGGAAGAUUUAAUGGAACAAGCUGUGUAGGUGGGUGGUUGCAAUUGAGCGACGCGGGCGCAGUACCUGGUGCCAGUCGAGCUGCGGAGACGAGAUUGUGUGGCGCGAACGAACGAUAUACACCCCCUGUCGUGCUUUUUGCUGAUCAUGGAGCUUCCGUGCUUGAUUUUAGGAUAACGGAGAAAACCGUAAGGUCUCAGUUUCUCGCCUUCUUCAGCUUCACAUCUUUAAGUAAUACACAAGGCGUGGGUUUUCACCCAAGAGGAGGAUCAAGAAUUCCACAAACCGACUGUGACUGGCUUUACCAAGAUGUAUCUUGUCGUGGAGCUGGUUCUUGUGUGUUGGCGAGUCCUGGUUACCCUGGCCUGUAUCCACCACAUCGCCGCUGUCGGUACCUCUUCGCUACCAACUCUGUUCAUACACGUGUCAAAAUUAUCUUCACAUCCAUAUUAUUACCUAAAGACAAUUGCACCACGGACUAUUUAACUUUGCGGGCUGGCAGCUCGCCCUCCGCUCCGGUGCUUGCAACGCUGUGUUCUGAGAGAAGCGCCACAUUGGAACAUCCCGGCCCAAAUCUAUUGUUAGAAUUCAAUUCUGGACCACUCGUACCGCCAUACGACUAUAAUGGUUUUAUAGCAAAAUUGGAAUUUUUGGAGAAAAUUGACACAAGUGGUCCACCGCCAACAAUGGCUGCAUCCCCACCUCUUGCUGCCCUAACGCACUUCACACAUGACAAGAAACUUUCUUUGCAUUUGCCAGGUGAUAGGACUUCAGGAACAGACGGCGACGCUGUAUCCAAUGAGAUAUUAAAUAAUAACGGUGGGCAUAUUGGUUGCGGGGCGACUGUACGUGGCUAUGGUGUCGGUGGGAUCCGCUCAGGGCACUUUGACACGAGAGCUACGGCGUGGCGAUCGCAGUGUGCUAUACAUUUGCUUGGAACACCUACAGAUGUGGUCCAAGUGUCCCUUUUUAAUUAUAAUUUAAGAUUACAAAGUUGUAGAUCUCAUAUUGAGAUUUUAGAAGGACUUCAUGAGUUCGGUGGGAGGGGUGAAAGGGGAGACCGAUUCGAGAGGGGCGACAAAGCUCUUUUACGAGUUUGUGGCCAAACAGUAAGGGAAGCACGAGACCCCGCUGGAAGAUUUCUAGUUAGGCAAGCAGUUACUUCUAAGGGUUCUAAUUUAACUAUAUUGGUAAGAAGAGCGACGUCACAAAGCGUAGACGAAGAAGAAUUCGUGGAUGGAGCAUUUGUAUUUCAUGAUGAGCAACAUGAAGGUACAGUGUCUCCGGAUGCAACUUGUGCAUCAACUCAUUAUGGGCUAGCUGCGCCUUCUCAUGGUGGAGUGUCCGCACCCUCAAACCAUCAUAUAUUUUGGAACAUCGAAGAACGACUUAUGUGCACACAUCGUUUCAUCCCCGCGUCUAACCAAAGCGUCACUAUUGAAAUUCAACGCUUAGAACGCAUGUGGAGUGCAGAGCCAACAGGUAGCGUCGCCACCGGUCGAGGAGGAUGUCGUACUGCUUGCGGUGAUGCGGGCUGCGAGUGUCGGUCCGCUACGCCCCUACAUUUUCACGACCAUAUAGCUCUUGUGGCGGGAGACGGAACACACUUGUCUUGUUUAUGUGGUGAUUUUCAGGCUGCUUGGUUACCAGUAGUAGUGCGAAGUUGGACGAGUCUGAGAUUAGAGUACUCAGUGGCACACUAUACAUAUGCCAGUCGAGGGUUUGAUUAUGCGGCCGCAUAUAGUUUUAACGACGACGCUAUGUGUGGCCAACGCACGUACACGACGCACUCUGGGGAAAUAUCAUCCAGAAAUGUCUCCGUCACCGGCAGUUUAAAUGAGUUUUUCUAUCAACAAUGUACUUGGGUGUUGGAUUCCAACGUGGAAAGGCAGCUAUACAUAGACAUCACGUCUGAACAGGAUAAGUCGUGCAGCUCUUGGAAUAUUACACUUCACGAAUGGUCGGGCAUGAGCGCUCAGAGCGACAGCCUGGCGGCGUCCGCUGGCGAUUUACUUUACACCUUUUGCGCCAGACAUAAGAAUCACACCUUUAUUCUACCUUGGCGACUCAACACCGUUGUUAUUAGGUUAGUAGCACUGUCCCGCCAGCAACCUAUCUACACCAUACGCUGGCGGUCGCAAGUGGUGCGCGCCAACCGCCUGGCGCCGCCCACGCCCGCGCCCGCCGCCUCACACGCGCACCACCCCUCUUAUCACUUUAUUACUUCACUUAUUUUAAGUGUCCUUUCAAGACUUUGUGUGGUG